AGCUGAAUAUAUCGGCUCCUCCAUAGUAGACUUGGGAGAGCUAAUCUCAACUGUCGAAUUACCAAGCAAAUGGUGCGCAACCACAUCAUGCUCUUCCUCCUCCUCCUUGCUAUGCUACUAACUUCCGGGAGAGACCCGUUCCCGUCGGCCGUGUCCGCGUCACCGGUGGGAUCAGUGGAACCGUUCCAGAAGUGCACGGUCUGCACCGGCGGCCUGUACGAGCCCAACAGCACGUACAGGUCCAACCUGGAGGCCCUUGGUGCGGCGCUCGUCGCCGGGGCCGGCGCGAACGGCGGCUUCGCCGAGGCGAGCAUCGGCGUGGCACCCGACGCCGUCUACGGCCUGGCGCUGUGCCGAGGCGACUACGCCGGGCCCAACUGCACCGGCAGCCUCGCCGCCGCCUUCAGCGAUGCGGCCGAGCUGUACUGUUCAUCCAGAAGAGACGCGACCGUUUACUACGACAACUACACGCUCCGCUUCUCCGGCGAGGAUUUCCUCUCCACCCUCACGGAGCAGCCGAGAUGCUCCGGGUGGAGCGACUCCGGCGAGUCCGGCUGGGACGCCGCCCAGCUGCUCGCGGAGAGGGUCGAGGAGCUGAUGAAGGAGACCAUCAAGCACGCGGCGGCGACGGCUAAGCGGUACGGGACCGGCAAGGCGUGGGUCAGAGGCAGAACAGAGGCCGCGGACAUGGAGUACGUGCUGGCGCAGUGCACGCCCGACCUCACGGAGGCCGACUGCUGGAGCUGCCUCAACGACACCCGCAGCAAGCUGCAGACGUCGUCCAUGCACGACAAGGUCCCAACAAGCCAGUAUGGGGGGAGGCUCGUUGGAGUGCGGUGUAGCUUGCGGUACGAGAGGGUGCUCUUCUUCCAGGAAACGAGCAGCACGCUCGAGCUCCACAAGCCUAGAGGUAUGUACGACACUAGUAGACAGUCGUCGCCUGAAAAAAAGUUCAGUUCAGUUCAGUCAAAUCAAUUUGUACCGGUUGACCAAAAUCCGCGGUACUGCUGUUUGUCCUUCUCGUCUAGCCGCGAUUUCUUCGAGCCCCUCUGCACCUUCCUCCUGAGCCCGCGCCGGCGACGGAGCGGUCCAUGCUCGGGCUCGCCGGUCCGGUCUCACCCUGGGGGCUUCGCGUAG
Molecule: messenger RNA, 1137 nt
Organism: Triticum aestivum (bread wheat)
Lineage: Eukaryota; Viridiplantae; Streptophyta; Magnoliopsida; Poales; Poaceae
Product: putative cysteine-rich receptor-like protein kinase 9
Exons: 1
Coding region: 70-1137 (355 amino acids)
Source: RefSeq, a predicted model, not a curated record